UCAUCAUCCAUAGCUCCAUCUCACGUCAGCUCCAUCCACUCUCUCCUGGCCUGACUCCUCCAUUUUAAUUCCAAUUCCCGCUCGCACUAUAUUUUUAUAAAUUGCCGGCCACAAUAUCAAUCUCCUCCACCCCAACCGCCUCCACAUCACUUCCCGGCCUACUAAUUAUGAUCCAAUAAAUUAAUUAAAGAAUCUACGGAUCCAUCCAUCCGUCCACUUUAAAUAAAAAGUACGUACUCAGCUCCAACAUAUAUAUAAAUACAUAACCUUUCUACUAGCUUAGCUUAGCUUAGCUAGCAGUGUGGAAGAAAAUAUAUAUGGGAGAUAAUAAUCUGCCGCCCGGUUUUCGCUUCACCCCCACCGAUGAGGAGCUAGUGGGGCAUUUCCUCCACCGCAAGGCGGCGCUCUUGCCGUGCCACCCUGACGUUAUUCCCGAUCUAAACCUCCACUCUUUUGACCCAUGGCACUUGCAAGGGAAAGCAAUGGCAGAGGGGAAGAAAUGGUAUUUUUAUAGCAGAAGAUCAUCUAGCAGAAUGACAGAAAAUGGAUUCUGGAAGCCGGUAGGCGUUGAUGAGCCGAUUUUCUCGAGCUCCGGCACCGCCGGCGAUAAAGUUGGCAUGAAGAAAUGCUACGCUUUUUACGUCGGCGAACAGACGGAAGGUGCUAUCAAAACCGAUUGGGUAAUGCACGAGUACAGGCUCUCUAAUCAUUCUGCUUCAACUACCUGCACUAGAAUAAGAAGAAAAGGUGAUCAUACAAAUGUUAUUGUAAGUCUUCUCUCUCAAUGUACGUAUAUACGGAGUAUAAAUGUAUAAUACAGAGUAAUUAAAAUAAUAAAUUCACACCAAUUUUAAAAUUAAUUCACUUUUUUUACUUUGUACACAUUUUGAUACAUGUUUAUUGUUUUUCGCAAAUGUAUAUACGAUCCUUCUGUCAACACUUUUGAUAGUUAAAUGGCCAGAGAGAUAGAUGUUAGAAAAUUGAAAAGGGUCACAAAUGGUCAUAACCCAUUAGUCAAAUAUAAAAAGUUGGAAAAGUAAAAAACGUGGAUUAAAUGUGAAAUUUAUACAAAACUUAUAUAGAGUAGGAUCAAAAGUGAAAUUACUCUGUAAAUAAAAUAAAGAUUUAACUUCUCUAAUGUGAUUCUUGGAGUACAGGAUCAAUCUAACGAACUUGGAUAAUUAGCUGAUUAAUUACAUGAUUAUUUAGAUAAUAAAUUAAAUAAGGUAAUUCGUGUCAAGUACAUUUUGAGAAUAAUUUUUGAGGGUAGAUAUCAAAAUGAGCUCAUUGAUAAUAUAUGUGAUAUUGUAGGUGUAUUAUUUUUAAUAUUUGAUGAAUAAUUUAUAUACUUCGUAUAACUUAAAAAUGCUAAUUAUUUCAUAAAGUACAAAUGAAAAGCUUUAGAAUUUAGAUGGGAUGCCCAAUCAAAUCAAAUACUAUGUACUAUGUAUAUCUAUCUUAGUUAGAAUCAAUGAGUUGAAGAUAUCAAGAUAUACCUAUAAAUUAUGUGCACACAUAUAUGUAUUUUUUUUUUCAGGAUUACAGCAAAUGGGUCAUUUGUCGAGUGUAUGAAGAAAACAAUGAAAAUGAGGGUGACAAUGGAAUCGAACUCUCAUGCUUGGAUGAGGUUUUCAUGUCAUUAGAUGAUGAUCUUGAUGAGAUUAGUUUGCCAUAUUAACCAUUAUAAUUAGUUGAUUAGAUCCAGCAAGGUUGGAUAGACCUAAUUAUUGAUGUUGAUAUGGACUUAGGUGUGCUGUCUACUUCUCUUUAUCUUUAUCACAAUAUAUAUUGUAGAAUGGUUUGGAAUAAUUAAAUACUAUUCUACUUUAAUUCGCACGUUCUUUACGAAAAAUAAUGAUGUAACAUCAUCAUAAUAGUAGUAUGUUGCAUGGAAAUGUGCAAAUGCAGAAUUUUGAAAUUGGAAAUGCCCGAUUUAAUAGAAA
Molecule: messenger RNA, 1943 nt
Organism: Cuscuta europaea
Lineage: Eukaryota; Viridiplantae; Streptophyta; Magnoliopsida; Solanales; Convolvulaceae
Source: the annotation of a GenBank genome assembly